Messenger RNA from Scheffersomyces stipitis CBS 6054, 990 nucleotides. RefSeq names its product Cic1p (gene CIC1). The record is from RefSeq and is a predicted model, not a curated record. The annotation marks the transcript as partial. The transcript has a single exon. Lineage: Eukaryota; Fungi; Ascomycota; Pichiomycetes; Serinales; Debaryomycetaceae.
AUGGCCAGAACGAGAUCCAGGGGCUUAGACUCUCCAAGAACACCAGUCUCUGCCAAAAGCAAGAAGGUAGGAGCCAUAAAAUCGAGCUCUGCUACCUCAUCUCCUACAGCAGAAAAAGUUAAAAAGAUCACAGCAAAAAGAGCCAAGGCACAAGCAACCGAAGAAAAGGUUGAAGAAUCCAAACCUGCAGCCUCUAAGUUGUCUACCAGCACUGUUAGCAGCGAGAUCGUCUCUUCUAAAGUGGCAUCAAAGGCUAUUUCUGAGUUGUCUAAGUUCUUAAAGAGAGAAGAAUCCAAGAGCAAAGACACUAAAUCGACAGGCUUGUUUGACGAAUCUGACGAAGACGAAAAGAAAAACUUGUAUUUACAGAUUCAUACUAAGAAGUUUUUCUCAGAAAAGCCUCAGUUCAAGCCCAAGUUAAUAAAAUUGACCAAAUCCAUCUAUGACCAGACGAGCUUGAAGACUUGUUUGAUUGUCAGAGAUCAAUUGGCCACUACCACAGAACAAAUCGAGGCUCUCGAGAACGCCAGUUUGCCCACUGUUUCACAGAUUCUCCCAUUGAAGUCGUUGAAGGCUGAAUUCAAGAACUUUGAAAAACGUCGUCAAUUUCAUGCUGACUAUGACUUGUUCCUUGUAGACGAUGCCUUGUUGAACUUGAUGCCUACAUUGUUGGGAAAGAUUUUCUACGGAAACGGUAGCAACAAGAUCCCAUUGCCUAUCAGAGUCACCACCUCGAGUAACACCAAGGAAAUCUCCAUUGUCACCAUCAAGAACCAAGUUGAAAAAUGCCUUCAGUCCACAUACUACUUGCCACCUAUGGGUGUCAACGUCUCUAUUAAGAUCGGAUCGGUCAAUUCCACCUUCAGCGAAGAAGAAUUGAGCCAAAACUUGCAAGAUGCCUUGUCUUUGUUUGAAAAGGAUACCUUGAGAAGUGUGAACUUGAAGACGACUGCAUCUCCCUCGUUGCCAUUGUUUUACGCAGAAAAGUUG